AUGGAAGAGGGUUCUGAAGAGUUUAGAGAUAAUGGUGCUGCACGUGAGAAAAAAGGAAAAAUGAAAAUGACCAAACCAGUGGAGAAUGAGUCAAGCUAUGCUACACCCAGGAAAAGUAAGAAAGAUGUGAGGUUUUCUAAUCACUUUGAGGUUUUACCCUCUCCAGUCAAUUCAAAUCCAGCGAAAGGGACUGUGGAGGGAGAUAAUCUAGUUAGAGGAAAGCGGUUCACGCCUGCAGAGGACGAGAUCAUCAAAGCUGCUGUUAACGACUAUAUACUGAGUCACGACUUAGGUGACGAAGGCCUGGACAUGGUCCUCAACUGUAGAAAGCACCCCGAGUGGAAGAAGCUGGCGGACAAGCUCGGCAAGUGCGAUAUCCAUGUGAGUAACGCCUGGCGGAGGAUAAAAUUGGUCAACCGCAAGAAAGGGCACUGGUUUCAGGACGAGUACCAGAAACUGUUUGACCUCAUGAACAUUGACCUGCAGGCGAAGCUUGGGGAAGAGAAGAAGUCCCAGUACGAGAUGCUGCGUGACAAUAUCUGUUGGACGGCAAUUAGUGAUAAGCUGUCAACCCGUACUUGGGAAUUUUGUUGUAAGAAGUGGUACAAGCAGCUGACCUCGUCCAUGGUGGCCCAGGGCGUGUGGGCCAACUCAGACGACUACGGCCUAAUUGGCGGGCUUUAUAGCCUGGAUGCGACCUGCGUGGAGGAUGUGGACUGGGAUGGUGUUGUUGAGGGCAGGGAUGGGAAAGUGCGCCGAAAGCGUUGUAAUCAGAUGGAUUUACAUUUGGGGCGGAAUGGGCAUAAGUCGUUUGUCGAGCAGGUGGAAGUCUCGACGUGGAGAUACUGCCCUCAUCUUCUGGAGGCGAGAGAGGCUUGGGACAGUAAACCAAGAGUUCCAUGA
This is a messenger RNA of Striga hermonthica, 903 nucleotides long. The record is from the annotation of a GenBank genome assembly. Lineage: Eukaryota; Viridiplantae; Streptophyta; Magnoliopsida; Lamiales; Orobanchaceae.